Saccostrea cuccullata (small rock oyster) is the source of this 2037-nucleotide messenger RNA. RefSeq lists its product as uncharacterized. Lineage: Eukaryota; Metazoa; Mollusca; Bivalvia; Ostreida; Ostreidae. The transcript has a single exon. The coding region runs from base 1 to 2037 and encodes 678 amino acids. Gene Ontology annotation, biological process: DNA replication. Gene Ontology annotation, molecular function: DNA binding; DNA-directed DNA polymerase activity; nucleotide binding. The record is from RefSeq and is a predicted model, not a curated record.
AUGAACGGCAGUAAGAUCUUGUACAUGGAAAUAUGCGGACUGAAAUACAUCGACUCGUAUAAUUUCUUACCAUUGGCAUUAGCCAAGAUGCCCUCCGCUUUCGGAUUCGACGAAUUGAAGAAAGGCUAUUUCCCCCACUUUUUUAAUACGGAACAGAACCAGAAUUACGUAGGACCUUAUCCACCGGCAGCUUUCUACAAUCCGGACGAAAUGUCUAUCAGGGGACAACGGGCUUUUUUUGAAUGGUAUGAACAAAAGAGGGGAAAAGUAUUUGAUUUCCAGAAAGAGUUUGUAGAGUAUUGUAUCUCCGACGUCGACAUUUUACGCCGAUGCUGUGCACAAUUUAGAUCCACCCUCAAGACUUUGGUCAAUGUGGACCCUUUCCAGGAAUCCAUCACUUUUGCCAGUGCUGCUAAUUUAGCCUACCGCCGACAAUUCAUGUCUGAAGACACCAUAGCCAUCAUUCCUAACCUCGGGUAUCAACCGGCACGACACUAUUCGGCUAAAGCCUGUCGGUGGCUCACCUGGAUGAGUCAACAGACCGGAUGUCACAUACAACAUGCCAGAAACGGGGGUGAAGUCCAGAUCGGAAAUUAUACCGUCGACGGAUACCAGGAAGCGACUCCCACCGUCUACGAAUUUUACGAGUGCUAUUGGCACGGAUGCCCCACCUGCUAUCCCAGUUUACAGACCGAAACUCAUCCUCAUCGGACCCAAUAUACUUACCAGCAAUUGCACGAAGAAACCCUCAGAAGGACUGGCGAUUUAGAAAACAUGGGGUAUACCGUCCUUGGUAUCUGGGAGCACGAUUUCGAUCAGCAAGUGCAAAAAGAUGAGAGUUUACAGCAAUUUGUAGGAAACCUGGACAUUCCGGAUCCUUUGAACCCUCGAGAAGCCCUGUACGGGGGCCGGACCAAUGCCACCCGAUUAUAUUGUGAGGAAGGGGACAUGAGAUACGUGGACGUUUGUUCCCUAUUCCCUUACGUGUUGAAACACAGACCUUUUCCCGUAGGGCAUCCCGAGAUCAUCACAGACGAGUUCCAGGAUGUGAGAAAUUAUUUCGGUCUCAUUCACUGUCGGGUCUUACCUCCCCGAGACCUCUAUCACCCCGUAUUACCUUAUCGGACGGGAGGCAAGUUAUUAUUUCCCUUAUGUCGCACGUGUGCCGAACAACAGGACUCUACUUCUCAAGAUCGAUGUCAACACACCUCCCAGGAACGUAGUCUCACGGGUACUUGGGUGACGACCGAAUUACAUAAAGCCCUAGAGAUGGGAUAUACCUUAGAUCGAAUCUACGAAGUAUGGCAUUUUAAAGAAAGCAGUCAAGAGUUAUUCAGAUCUUACAUCGAUACCUUCCUCAAGAUCAAACAGGAAGCGUCCGGAUUUCCCCCUGACUGUAAGACCUCAGAACAAGAACAAGAUUACAUUCGACAAGUGUUAUACAAAGAAGGAUUCAUGAUGGACAUUCUCAGUAUCGAGAAGAAUCCAGUGAGAAGAACCAUUGCUAAACUCUUUUUAAAUUGUCUGUGGGGAAAAUUUGCUCAACGCUUGUUAUUACCCAAAACCAGAUACUUGGACGAAGAAGAGGAAUUACAGCAACUCUUACAAGAUUCGACUCUCGACAUCAAGGGCAUGCAACUCUUAGACAAUAAAGAAGAUUCCAACAAGGACAAGAUGCUAGUGAAUUAUCAAGACAAACAGGAAUUCGUCGAAGAAUGUCCCUUUGGAAACGUGAUCCUGGCUUGUUUUACCACCGCGCAUGCCCGUUUACACCUCUACGAGACUUUACAACCUUUAGGAGAUCGGGUCGUUUAUUUCGAUACGGACAGUAUCAUUUACCAACAUCGGGAAGGAGCCUUUAAUCCUACCUUGGGUAAUAGUUUAGGAGAAUGGACCGACGAAUUAGACGGGGAUCACAUCAUCAAAUUCAUGUCGGCAGGUCCUAAAAAUUAUGGUUACCGGACAGCCAAAGGAACCGAGGUUCAUAAAGUCAAAGGCAUCACUCUUAACUAUUCUCUUCCCAGAUCGUGUCCCUAG